GUGCAUAAUUGUUGUCUGCUGCCUAGUUUCUCCCAUACACAGGAGGAAGCUCUUAUCUACCUGUGUAUUAAGACAUAGCAGGUCGAGGACCAGAAGGUUACUGCUCCGAGACCAUGGCAGGCAGUUCACCCAAGGUUAGCGAGAUCCGGUGUGCGCAGCGUGCAGAAGGCUCAGCGGCAAUGCUCGCUAUCGGAACAGCAAAUCCUGCGAACAAGGUUUCCCAAGAAGAGUACCCUGACUAUUAUUUCCGCGUCACCAAGAGCGAGCACCUUACUGACCAUAAAGACACAUUCAAGAUAAUAUGUGGUCUAACGGGCACCGAGAAUCGUUUCUUCUACCACACGGAUGAACUGCUCAACUCCCACCCUGUCUUGCUGGACCACACAUCGCCGUCCCGCGAAGCUCGGCAUGAUAUCGUGGCCAAGGCUGCUCCAGAGCUUGCAGCAGCAGCAGCAAAGAAGGCCAUCGCAAAUUGGGGCCGUCCGGCCAGUGACAUCACCCACCUUAUCGUCAGCACCAACUCUGACGCUGGUGCCCCAAGCGCCGACGUACGCUUGGUUUCACUCCUUGGCCUUCGCGCAGACGUCUGUCGUACCAUGCUCCAUCUUAAUGGUUGCUUCGCCGGCUGCUCCGCCUUGCGCCUAGCCAAGGACCUUGCUGAGAACAACCGUGGGGCACGCGUCCUUGUGGCUUGCGUGGAGCUCGCCAUUUCUGGCUUCUGCAGCCCAGGCGAAGGCGACUGCUUAGACACCCUCAUUACUCAUGCUUUGUUCGGUGAUGGGGCAGGCGCGAUUAUCGUCGGCGCCGAUCCCAUGCACCCCGUCGAGAAUCCUCUGUUUGAGAUGGUGUCCGUCUCUCAGACCCUCGUGCCAAAAACCGAGCAAGUGCUCACCCUGAACUUGGGGAGCAAUGGCACGCAUGGCAAAGUUUACACCAAACUGCCCACACUCGUGGCAGAUAACAUGGAACCUUGUCUUUUGGAAGCAUUUGGUCCACUUGAGAUGGACUUCCAGUGGAAUGACCUCUUCUGGGCAGUGCACCCGGGCAGCCGUGGGAUCUUGGACCAACUUGACAAGACACUCCAGUUGGAGCCCACGAAGCUAGCGGCGAGCAGAACUGUCGUACAGAAGUUUGGGAACAUGUUUAGCGCCACCGUGAUCUUCGUGCUUGAUGAGCUACGGCGUCGAAUGGAGGAGGAAGGAGAGCAAGCUGAGUGGGGGGCCAUGGUGGGAUUUGGACCAGGCUUCACUAUCGAGACCAUGGUGCUCCAUGCAACUGGCGCUCUCAAGAAAAAUUAGCGCUUCGUCGUUAAGCUAUGUACGCAGCAGCGGAGAAUAAGAUUAAAGUCAAUGUGCCCAACUAUUUUAAUUGUUCUCAUACAAAAGUUAUUUUGAUUGGAUCUGUAACCUAUUUGAUUACCAAAUCAAAUACUCCAAUAAUGUACGAUGUUAUGGUUUGUGCUGAUUUUGACAGCCAUUAAUGAAUCUAUAUCGAAAGGCAGUCUAAAAGUA
This is a messenger RNA of Triticum aestivum (bread wheat), 1511 nucleotides long. Its product is annotated as bisdemethoxycurcumin synthase. NCBI's taxonomy places the organism in Eukaryota, Viridiplantae, Streptophyta, Magnoliopsida, Poales, Poaceae. Gene Ontology annotation, biological process: polyketide biosynthetic process. Bases 114 to 1298 code for a protein of 394 amino acids. The record is from RefSeq and is a predicted model, not a curated record. Gene Ontology annotation, molecular function: acyltransferase activity, transferring groups other than amino-acyl groups. The transcript is spliced from 3 exons.